This is a messenger RNA of Lithohypha guttulata, 2964 nucleotides long. RefSeq lists its product as uncharacterized. The record is from RefSeq and is a predicted model, not a curated record. Gene Ontology annotation, molecular function: ATP binding; nucleic acid binding. The transcript has a single exon. Lineage: Eukaryota; Fungi; Ascomycota; Eurotiomycetes; Chaetothyriales; Trichomeriaceae. The coding region runs from base 1 to 2964 and encodes 987 amino acids.
AUGGCAACACUCGGUCAACCACGAAACUUUAGAUCUGCUGAACCUAUUAGUCUGCAUAACAAUCUCGUCACUUCGGUGGACCUCACCAAACAACAGAGGUUCAAAACCAGCUCCUUGGCUGGAGGCAAACGUUCCUUCGAAGCUGUCAAUAAUGGUGCUGCUCAUGUCCUCAAUGCUCAUCCUCAAGGACAGUUUAGAGCAAGCAAAAUCAUCAAAUGUUCUCCUGACGACGUGGAAAAUGUUCAGAUCUAUAGACCAGGUUCAACACCGAGUGUGACGCAACAUCCUUUGUUAUCGUUAGCACAUGCGAAUUACAACCUACCGUCACAAUUGGUGAGAAACUUUGAGAUCCUUGGUGUUCGAGCAAUUUAUCCAUGGCAAUCAUCAUGCUUGAUGCGAAGUGGCGUUUUGACUCAAUCAAAAAACCUUGUAUAUACGGCUCCUACAGGCGGCGGUAAAUCGCUGGUGGCAGACAUUGUGCUACUAAAGAAAGUCAUAUGUAACCCUCCAAAGAAAGGUCUCCUGAUUCUUCCUUAUGUCGCUCUAGUCCAAGAGAAAACAAAAUGGCUGCGAAAGUUGGCAGAGGGACUUCACAAAGAGGAGCCUGACGUCCCCGGUCCCAAGCUCAGGACCAGAUUGCGAGAUGUGGUUGUCGCGUCGUUCUAUGGCGGUAGCAGGAGCAAAGUCACCUGGUCUGACUGCGACAUAGCUGUAUGCACCAUCGAGAAGGCCAAUAUGCUCAUAAACACUGCUAUCGAGGAAGGUAUCAUUGGCGAUCUAGGUAUCGCAGUCUGUGACGAGCUACAUAUGCUUGAUGAUGAACACCGUGGUUACAUACUUGAGCUAAUGCUAACCAAGCUGUUGACUUUACAAUUAGAUAUUCAGCUCAUUGGCAUGAGUGCAACUCUAGCUAACCCAGAAGUUCUUGCUGGCUGGCUUGAGGCCAAAUUCUUCGUCGCAAAAUAUAGACCAAUACCAAUACACGAGCACGUUGUCUACGAUAAUGCCAUCUAUCCGAAUGGAAUUUUGGGUGAGCCUUUGAGGACAGCAAGUCAGCUCGAUACCUCCACACAAAGACUCCGACAACCAACACGCCGGAUUGAGGCCUCACUUCACCAGGAGAUGUCUAACCCAGUCACGAACGCAGUGGUCGCCCUGGCAGUAGAGAUCGCGGAACAAGGAUAUGGCGCGCUAGUAUUCUGUGGUAGCAGGUCAUCCACUCAAUCAAUAGCGGUGUUGAUAGCGAGAUGCCUGCACCACGUGUUCGUCCCUUCUAGCAUUAGCGAGUCAAGACUCGACGCGCUAACUUCGUUACAAACACUUCCAGGUGGCUUCGAAACUGCUCUGUCUGAAACAGUACCGUACGGUGUAGGUUUUCAUCAUGCAGGUCUGACGGCUGAGGAAAGAGACAUCCUUGCGGAAGCCUACGAUAAUGGUACAUUGAAGGUCAUUGUGGCAACGUGCAGCCUCGCAGCUGGAAUCAAUCUGCCAGCCAGAAGGGUCAUCCUCAAUAGUGCCAGGAUGGGUCGAGAUAUGGUUGGGCCUGCUAUGCUACGACAAAUGCGAGGUCGAGCAGGAAGAAAGGGCAAGGAUGAAGUCGGAGAGACUUAUCUUUGUUGUCAGAAGCUUGAGCUCGAACCUGUUGCCGAAUUGUUAGAGGCUGAGCUCCCAGCAGUCGUAAGUUGCCUAACGCCAGAGAAGAGAGGUGUGACGCGGGCCAUUCUAGAAGUUCUCGCAACCAGAAUGAUCUCGACAUACGAAGGUCUCCAAGAGUAUGUCCGACAUUCACUUCUAUGGCACACUGUUCCAAACCAUAAGAUGGUUCUGGACAUGCUCGAUGCAGCCAUACUUUCUUUGCUAAAGGACAAGCUUAUCGAGGUUUCUGAUCUCGACACGUAUCUACCUACACCGCUAGGCAGUGCUAUUGUUGCCUCUGGCUUGACACCUGAAGCUGGUCUUUUCGUCCACGCUGAUCUACGUCAAGCUCUAACCUCCUUCGUGAUGGACAGCGAGAUACACCUCUUCUACCUGUUCACGCCCAUACCUCAACCUACUACAGGCAUGGCCAUGACACAAGACGUCAGUUGGCCAACAUUUCGAAAUCUUCUCGAGCAGCUUGAUGACUCCUCCAUUCGUGCCCUGCGUCUCAUCGGCAUAAACCCAGCUCUUGUCAAUCGUCUUGCUAACGACGGUCUCGACAACCUACCAGAACGUAACGAGGAAGAACUCCGUACCGCAAGAGUUUACCGGCGUGUAUAUUCAACCUUUGCACUACGAGACAUAUGCAAUGAGGUCCCCAUAAACACAGUCUCAUUAACAUACAAUCUCCCCCGAGGCACCAUCCAAAACCUCGCACAAUCAUGUCAUGGCUUCGCAGCUGGCAUGAUCAAAUUCUGCCAACGCAUGGCCCAACCCAUUCUCCGAACACCACCACAACCCAACGACACCAUCAUCAGUCCAGAUGCACAAUUCAUCGCACAAGCAGGCACACCCUUCCACGGCGCCGGCAGAUCCGAACUAAGCACAAGCGAAGCAAGCGGGUUCUCCAUGCUCGCCGCCGUCCUCGAACACAUGCAAUCACGCCUCUACGCCGGCGCAAGAGCCGACCUCCUCGAAAUGGCACAGGUGACCUUCGUCAAGGGUCGCAUGGCACGACUCCUGUAUGAAGCAGGCUUCAAGAGCGUCAGGGCACUUAGUGAGGCUGACGCGAAGAAGGAUAUUCUGCCGAUCAUGAUGCAGAUCUCUGGCUGGAAGUUGAGGCAGAUUGAGCGGGAGUCGAAUAAUAUGCAGAGUGAAGAGGGCGACCCUGCUGCCGAGGGGAAUGUGAACAGUAAAGAGCAGAUAUAUGAGAUGCGAAGAAAGAAACUGGAGGAGAAGAUGUUGAGGAAAGCGGAGAUCAUGGUGCGAAGCGCUGGGUUCAUCUAUGAGAGGGAGGUUUUGGGGAGUGUGGAUCUUGAGGGGUGA